This is a messenger RNA of Paraphaeosphaeria sporulosa, 796 nucleotides long. RefSeq lists its product as uncharacterized. Bases 315 to 602 code for a protein of 95 amino acids. The transcript is spliced from 2 exons. NCBI's taxonomy places the organism in Eukaryota, Fungi, Ascomycota, Dothideomycetes, Pleosporales, Didymosphaeriaceae. The record is from RefSeq and is a predicted model, not a curated record.
CUCGAACCAUGUCUGCUUGCCGAAACCCGCAUGUGCCACAGACGCUGUUUCGAGCAGGUGCAUAGCGCAUUAGGCGACAACACCGCUGGCUAUGUCGACUGCUUUGGGAAGGGGAGGUAGACGAGCUUAUGGCUGGAGGAGAUACUUAAGGCACACAUGCAGCACGCCAGAUCGAAGGCCAGGCCAGUUGAUCUGUUUCUCACCACACUACCAAUCAGCAAAACAACAAAAGCGGCCAGGACGCCCUUCAUUGAUAUCCACUCAUUCUUCAGUUCAUCAACACUUCGGUUCUAAUCUCUUAACCCACAAUCACCAUGUCUGACACCGCCACCCGUCCUGCUGGCUACAUGAGCGACUCCGACGACGGUCAGGCCUCCGGUGGUCGCAAGAUCUCCACGAAUGUCGGUGGAUACGCCCAGGGACCUUCAGCACCUUCCUCUUCGAGCCUCAACCGCCCCGCAGGAUCAAUUGUCAAGGGGCCCGUCGACGACAACGGAAAGCUUAAAGAUGCAGCGCUGCUACUUGGUAUCAAGCUCGAUUUGGAGGCCGAGAUUCACUUGACGGCACGGAUACGUGGUGAUAUUACAAUUGGAUUGUAUUGAUCUAUGAUGUAAAUGGUAUGCUGGAGGAAACCAGUUCGUAUCCAGUUGGGUAGGGGCACAUGCGCGGGUAUGCGCAGGAGUCCGAGGCAUCAUGCCAUGGCCGACUCCAUCGACAAUCACGGAAGCGGAGGACUCGUGAACAGUGGAGGAGAUGAUAUCCUAAGAUAGCAAUCAAGUUGUUUUUGUUGCCUAAU